ACUCCACAUCUAUAUAGGGUGUCCGAAAAUUAUGUAUAAUAUGUUUCAACUUCUAGAAAUUCAACCGAUUGUUGCGUGUUUAUUUGACGCUGCGACAUUGUAGGAGACAUGCGGAUAUUAGUCCAUCUCGCUUCCUCGUUCCGCAGUGUGGCGCGUUAUCACAUCGCCCACGCGGCGAGAUGUGCGAGCGACACAGUGAUUUUUUGCGCGUCCCUCAGUCAGUCGCUCGGUCUCGUUGAUUAUACACUGCAUGCGGACAAGUGGACCCGCGCGGCGGACGUGUUAACACAGUGCGCCCGUGGUUGUCGUUGCGUCAGAGCGUGCAGUGAGUGGGUCUGAGUGCGACAGAACGGCGCAGCGAAGGGAGACCGCUUGGGACGAAGACGCGUGCCGCGUGCUCCUGCUCGCGCCGACACCGAUUUGUGAUUGGCUGGCGGUCGCCGCACGCGUACCACGCAGCCGUGUGUGCUGCUGCCCGCUGCUGCUUGUGUGUUGCUGCGUGCCCUUGCGCUUCUGCUCAGAUCGCUCAAACUCGAACGCGCAGCGAGACGCGCCAUUUGCUAAACAAUUCCACACGCUCGUCAUGGCAGUGAUGAACGUUUCUUAAGUUUGCAAGUUUGGGGGGCCUAUAACAUUAAGUAAUCAAGUUGCAAGUUCACGCCACAAGAAUACAAGACAAGUGAUAGGACACGAUUCGCAUAUUGCCAUUGGACGCUUUGCCGGGAACAUUGUAACGUCCGCAAUCCGCUGCAAUGAUGGAUGAACUGAAACAAGAUUACUGUGAAAAGGAUUUUGAGCCCAUUGAGGAGUUUGGUCUAUCAGGAACCAUUUUUGGGGAUGGUGUCAAGAGCAGCAGUUCUAGUCCACUGGAGAAUGCCUUGUUGGGCGAUCCAGACAAUUGCCGCUUGUGCAGGGGACCAUUGGUUGUUCCAAGAUUGCUGUCUUGCCUACAUGUGUUUUGUGAGCAAUGCUUGGAUAUGAAGCUGAUGGAUGGGGGUGGUGAUGCUGGCUGUACAACUACAGUUAUUUGCUGUCCAAUCUGUGAACAGGACACUAAUGUUGGCAUGAAAAAAUUAGCCUCAUUACCAUUGGACGUAAUGACGACCAACAUCUCUGACGUGACCAACAAUUCCAACUUGCAGUGUACCAGCUGCACCGCCAAGGAGGUGGCCGUGUCGCGCUGCUCGACGUGCCACAAUUUGCUGUGCAGUCAUUGCGAGAAAGCGCAUCACUUUAUGCGUCUGUUUGAGACCCACGUGGUGGUCUCUCUGGAUGAGAUGCGCGCCGAGGGUAAGAAAAUCACCAUCCAUAAGCCGUUGGUGUGCGCGCAGCACGCCGGCGAACAUCUUCUCUAUUACUGCGGCACUUGCGAGAUGCCCGUGUGCACUGAGUGCGUCAAGGUGGAGCACAACAGUGCCGCUGGCCACAAGUACGAGCAGAUUCUCGAGUCCGAACAGCGCGUUCGCGAAGAACUGCAGUGCUUGCUUGAUAAGACUAAGAAUGUCGCCGAGGGCAUGUUCAAAGCCUCUGGUGACUUGGACAGCGCUCUCGAGGAGCUUGCUAAUCAGAAGAGCACCGCCAAAGAUCUAAUUACCGAAUCCUACCAGAGCUACAAGGCUAUCUUGGAGCAAUGCUGCGAGGACACGCUCGGCCAGCUCAAUAAUUUGUAUCGCGACAGGGAACUGAAGAUUAUGGAUAUGACUCAGAAGGUUGGUAGAGAUACUGAGCUGUUGGAGGAUGCUUGCAAGUACGCUACACGCGUCCUCGAGGUCGGCACCGCUUCGGAGAUAAUGUAUCUGCGUAGUGUUGUCGGCAGCCAGCUCAUGAAGUUGAUUAAACAAUUGCGUAAACCCGAAUGCAACUAUUCGUUCGAAUUCGUCACUGAUAUUAAUGAGUUCGAAGCUGUGAUGAAGAAAGUUUUCGGUAGGUUUAAGACCGAAAAUAUUGCCCCGAUUGAUGCGGUGAUGGAAGAGCCUGUUGAGGUCAAGAAAGAGAAGCCGGUUAACUUGCCGAUGAUUCCAAUUCCGAAUGGAAACAUUCCCGAUGAUUCGCAGACCACCAGCAGCCCGAUAUCUCUGCCGACGUCGAUGCAAUCUUCAUUCGAUGGAGAUUUGAGCUCCAAUUUGCAAGGCUUGGCUCUGGCGUCUACUCCACCCAUUGCGCCAAUUAACUCCGCUGGUUUGCAAGGUUUUACCAGUAUUGCUGAAUACAAUAUAACUCAACUUGCCAGUUUGGCUGAGAAUGCCAAUACUGCGACAUCGCCGACUCAACCGCCGUUUUUGGCUGACUUGUUUACUACCGACACUGCAUUCAAGAAUCUCCAGUCGCUGGCGAAGCUUGGCGGCUUUAGCAAUGGAGAUCAUGGUAUUUCCAAUGGGGGUGGUAUGAUGAUGCGCGCCUCUUCACCGGCGUUGACUAAUAAUCUUCUCAAUGGGUUUGCUCCGUUGUCGACUUCCACUUCGCCGUUGUUGUCCACACCGGAUGAUAUUAUUCCUGAUGGAAUGGGUCAUCAAGCUGGUCGUGGACCACAGGUGCAGAGAGCUGGCAAGGUGUGCCCGAUGCAGAUACGCUGUAAAUUUGGGCAAUUGGGCGCUGGAAAAGGGCAGUUUAACUCCCCGCAUGGAUUCUGCUUGGGUUUAGAGGAGGAUAUUGUCGUGGCCGACACGAAUAAUCACCGAAUUCAGGUGUUUGACAAGAAUGGAACGUUCAAGUUUCAAUUCGGCGUGGCUGGAAAAGACGAGGGGCAGCUAUGGUAUCCGCGAAAGGUUGCUGUGAUGCGCUCAAGCGGCAAGUACGUUGUUUGCGAUCGCGGUAAUGAACGCUCGCGCAUGCAAAUCUUCACCAAGAACGGACAUUUCUUGAAGAAGAUCGCCAUCAGAUACAUCGACAUCGUUGCCGGACUGGCAGUGACCACCAACGGCGAGAUUGUCGCUGUGGACAGUGUCAGUCCGACUGUUUUCGUGAUUUCCGAAAACGGCGAUCUCAUUAGAUGGUUUGAUUGCAGCGAUUACAUGCGCGAACCGUCUGAUAUUGCUAUCCACGGCAAAGAGUUCUACGUUUGUGACUUCAAGGGUCACAACGUGGUGAUUUUCAGCGAGGAUGGCAAUUACAUCCGCCGCAUUGGUUGGGAUAACAUCACCAGUUAUCCGAACGGCAUCGACAUAUCCGACGCUGGCGACAUUCUCAUCGGCGACUCACACGGCAAUCGCUUCCAUGUCGCUGUAUUCAAUCGUGAAGGCGACCUCAUUUCGGAAUUCGAGUGCCCCUAUGUCAAAGUUUCUCGCUGUUGCGGUUUGAAGAUCACGUCCGAGGGCUACGUUGUCACCUUGGCCAAGAAUAAUCAUCACGUCUUGGUGCUCAACACGCUUUACAUUCUCUAAAUACAAGAUAACAAGAAAAACGAAGCCCUGCACGAAAAUCAACUAAUGAACUCUUCACACACACAUAAUUGCCGACCAGCGACAAGCGCCAUCCAACAAAAGCACUCUACCAACGGCAAGUAGUAUUUUUGAUCUCUUUUAUAUAUUAGAUUUAAUUAAUUUUUAUUCACAGAACUGAUUUUAUUUUACUAGUUGUUGAUUUGUUCUAAACAAAAAAAAUAUGAAAAAUGUUUGUUUACGCGUCGAAGCAUCGACACCCUCACUGUCGCUGUUAUUAUCAGCGAUGCUUGUUUAAAAUAUUUCAAAUUUCCAUAGUAGUCAAAUCGACAGAAUCUAUGAUUUUGCGCGACAACGUUAAAAAUUAUUAAUAUUUAAUUUCUAACGUUUUCGCCUAACCUAUGGAGUGUGAAAACAUAAUCACUUAAUUUAAACCGUAACAUAUAAUUUUAAAGCGAUACAAUUCAAGUGAGAACGAAAAGAUUUACAAUAUUUACAUGAACGAUUUUUAAUUCUACGAAACCACAUAAAGAAAAACACAAAAACAAUGUAGAUGAGGAUGAAUAUCGCGACCGUACACAAACAAAAAGCCAUGUGAAGUUUAAAUCCAAAGUUUACAUACACACAUACAUUCAUAUUCUACAUACAUACGUAUUUUAGCUAUGAAUUUACUAAAAUUGCCCCGAGAUGGGGCUGCAAUGUCAAAAUGUGUACACACGCAGAUUUUAACGUUUUUUAAAACUUGUUUUCUUUAUUUACAAUUCGUAAGAUUUGUUUUUUGAUAUGUUUUUAUAUAGUUUAACUUCAUGAGAAAUGUAAUUUUAAAUUACACACAUACAAACACACACACACACAAGCACACAUUUACUGCAAGGCAGACAAAGCGAGAUGAAUAAGGUUCCUACAUAUUUACACGUUAAUUAUAAUUAUUACUUUUAAGUUUUAUCAAUUUUUUGAUUUGUCAAUUAUUCGCGCGGAAAAUGCAAACCAACAAAAGUAAAAAGUUUGUGGGUGAGAUCGAGCUAAACGUUUACUAUAUAUUGAUGAUAAUUACUAUAAGCGAUAAUGAAAAUAAAUACAAAGAUAUUUCAUGUGCCAAUUACUAAAUUUUAAAGUUUCGAAUUGUUCAACACAAAAACAGCGUAAUACCAAAAAUUUGCACAUUAAUAAUUGAUGAAUCUCGGCGGGUGAUUGAUUUGCGUAGUGAUCACGAGUAUAAAUUUAAAUUUCCAUUUUGAAGAGCGCAUACCUGAAGUUUAAAAAGAAAAACAAACAAAAAAAAAACGGUAAUACGAGCACAAUCUUUUUGAUAUUAUACAAAACUACGAUUACAAUAUACUACUACAUACGUUUGUGACAUUUUUAUAUACACUUAUAUGUUUUGCGAUCGCCUAAUUGUUGUCUCUGAGUUUGGGAUUUCUGAUUACUUGCGCGAGACAGGAGUUUAUUAGUGUAAAACGGAGGGGAUUUGCAGCCGAAGUUUGAUCAAAAGUUGUGUUUGAUUGAAUGACUGCCGCAUAGUCUGGGCGUACACGAAACACAAACAACAACAAUCAUUCCGUUUAUUUAACUACUUUUAAUUUUUAACAUUUAAUAAUCAAAUAAAAUUAUUACGCGAACACAUAAUGUAUUUUAGUUUGUAAGUUUGUUGUUUUUUGUGAUUAUUUAUUUUUAUUUUUGAAGUUGAGAUCAAAUUAUUGAUUGAUAUGUUUAAUUAAUUUUUGAAUGCUUUUAUUUACAUAUUAAAUAUUAAAUUUAAUGCAACAAUCGACGAGAAGAGCAGAGGAGGAGAUGGAAGAUGAUGCGUGUGGUUGGGUGAAUGUUUUCAAUCAAAUUGAUUCAUCAGAUUUUCUAUUUACAUAUAUGAUACCUAGGCGUAAAUAUUUACAGGCGCGCUUUAAAAUUCAAAAUUCAUAUAUACGUACUCAGGUUGCUUAGGCGUUUCCUUAAAAAAUGUAAAUUUAGUCCAGGCAGAUGAGGAAUGUGGAUAAUCGUAAAAGACGCGUGCAAAUAUCAAAUUUUCAGGAUGUUAGCGUUAGACUUGUGUAAAAAGAAAACGAUAAAGUUUGAAAACUUAGGGGGCGGUGUGAGAAUGAUUGAAGGAAUACAAAUAAUAGCAUUAUACAUUGUGCCAUCAUCCGUAGCUGUUUUUAAUUGUAGGGUACUAAAAAUUUUAAGAAUGUUAUUUGAUUAUUUAUCUUCAUACAAUUGUAUCUACUAUGUCUACGCACUAGAGCAAGUACGAUCGACGAUAACUAAACAAAACAAAAUGAUAUAUACACACGUACAGUUAUAUCAGCCUAAUAUUGAGUAACAAUACGAGGGAAGGAAGAAGCGCCGCUGUAUUAUUAAUUAUUGAUUUACUUACCAAAAUGAUUUGUGUUGAGUACAAGCGUGAAUGUGCUGUGAAUGAUUGGACAUUUUGAAAUGUUCUCGAGUAAAUGUACGUUUGAUUGUGGUAUAUAAUUGUUCUUCAAAAGAAAAAAAAAAUGAAAAUACAAAAAAUAUCACCGUGACUGCUUGCAGGUUAACACAAAAGUUUCCAAUCCAAAGAAAACAACCAAAAUUUUAAUUAGAGCGACAUGUAAUGUAUGAGAAGUGCGAUAAGUUUUAAUUUUGAAAUAUUCGGUGUUUGAAUAAAUUAGAAUCGAAAUGUAAGCAGCCACGGCGAACCGCGCCUGUGAUAAUAGUAUCUUCAGGAUAAGUUGUGACCUUAGUCUGUCGUUGUUAUUUUGCGCGCCGCACGACUUGCGCAACAUGACAUUAACUAUUCUAAUGAGUGUUAAACGUUGCACGUUUGGCAGCGCGGGCGCGUUUUGCCCCUAAACCGACCUGCAACGUUCCAAGCAUGAUUAUUACAUUUUUAGUGCGACGCGCAAGAAAUAUUUUUAAAUAUAUUACGAUAUUUAUGUAUAUAUUAUAUACAUGUAAAGAGAUGCAUACAAAAUGAAGCAAAAACUAAUUGAGACACAAAAACAAGAGCUACAGUCAUUCAAUAUUUAAAAAUUGUAGUAUUGAUACAUAUAUCAAAGAGUCACAGUCGAAAAUCGAGUUUGUGGGACAGUUCAAGGAGACACGGCAUUGAAGCAAACUAAAUUUUAAACUAUACAAUAUUACAAUUAAUAUCCGUACCUCUUAUAAUACACGAUUAUAUUAUUAGUAUGUAAUAACAUAGCAUACAAAUGAAAAACUUUACAAAUUUACUUGUGAUGUCAAUUUUAUCUCUUGAACAUGAUGGCAAAGAAGAAAAAAUGAGAAAAACACAAAAAAAACAUUAGAUAUUAGUUGGUACUAACAUGCAAAACUAUUUACAAUUAAAUAAUGAGUGCGGCGGCACGCUCGCAUUCUGCAUGAUUAUUGAUUGAAUUAAUUUUCAAGCGAAGUAACAAUAAGCAAAAUGAAGUCAUUCGAAAGUCAUUUUACAACUUAUACAAUUACAAAAUGUGUAUUUACAAUUAUCGUAUGAUUCAUAUUAAGGUAGAACGAAACUGAUUUAUUUUUUAUUUAAUUGUUUAACAAUGUUUCUUUAUAUAUAUAUACAUACAUAAUAUACAUACAUUAUUUUCUCUAGAUUAAGUUCGAAACUAACAAAUAUGGCGAAUUGGUGAGGCAAUAUUAAGAUUAGUCGGUUCGUUUGGUGUUUUAUUUUACAAAUCAAGAUGAAAGAACUUAAUAAUGAAACAAAUAGUGAGGCGAUGCAUAAUAAAUUUAGUAGUUAAGUCACCCACACACAUACAUAUUUUAUGAAGUUGCGCGCUGAUUUGGCGUCCACUCAAAUUAUCAAGAAACAAAAUUGAUUAUCGUAAUGGAAUCGCUUUUGAUUUACAAUUUACAUUCACAUAAUGUAACACACGAAGUAAAGCGUUAGAAGGGAGUCCAUUUAAAACAAAAACCUGUAACAUGUUGUUGUUGACUUAUUGACAUGGCAUCGACAUAUUUUUCUCGCCAAAGACAAUUAAUAAACGUUUACAUAUUGUACUAUUAACUACUAUGUGUAUGAGAAUGCAGAAAAUUGAAACAAAUCUUCAUAUACAUAUAUACAUUUACAUUUUAUCAAAGAAAAUGAGAAGCAUUUGCUCACUUACUAUAGAAGUUUAAAAAGUAGGAAUCAAGGAAUCAAAACGAGUGUUGGAUGUUUCUUUUAAUAUCUAUGAAAAUCUCAAUAAUGCACUCUUACGAAUCCACACCCACACCAAAAUAUCAAGUUGCUUUCGAAUUGAAGUUGAUGAUAUACUUGCUAUAUUCCUCACGUUUUGGGAACCUACGCGUUACUACGAAUGUUAAUAAUUAGAUGUAUUUCCACUAGGACUCUAGGACUAAUUCUUACUGAAAGGUUGUUGCACGCCGGAAGUAUAUUCCACGCAAUAUCGCAAUAUUAGACACACUUUCUCUCAACAUCCGCAUGUUUAUGACAUACAUACAAUUUUUCCCGAAUGUUGAUAAUAUUAUACGACACAGACACAAACUUAGGACACGACUACCACUACCUUUCAAAUAUAUUCAAAAUAUGAAACAUGUAUAACUUUAAUGUGAUAGAUUUUUGAUGAUUUUUACAAUCGCUAACAGUCUCAUAAUUGAAAUGUUUGACAAAAUAUUAAAUGUUAUCAUGAAUCGUGUACAAAGCAGCGACGGGCGGUAGGAAAGCGAUGGUGUGAAUUUAAGAUGAAGUCUAAAUAUUUAAAAAGUCACCUGAGAAAAACAAACAAAAUGCAAAAAAAAGAGGAAACGAGAGUGGAGAGGAGAAAAUAUUAAACGUUUUUAGAUACUCGUAUUUUCGCCAUGUAUACACACAUACAAAAGUUAAUAUUUAUAAAUUAUACAUUUAUUAUUCAUUGAUUGAUUUGGAUAUUUACAAGAUUGGUGUAAAUCUAAUGUGGGUGUUUGUUGAAUCAUUUAAUAAUGACAAAAAAGCAAUCGCAAAUAACGAAAAACUAAAGAAGGCGUGAGGAAGCUGUUUGGAAAGUUAUUCAAAUUCAAGCUUAAAGUUUAACUAUAGCAAUAAGUAUUUCACGAGAGAAGAAAAUCAGUAUUUAUCGUAAAAAUUACAACAUUAAUGGAACAUGAAUUGACAAUGUAUAGUUGACAAAUUUAGCCAGACGUGUUGAACAUGUAGUUGUUAUCCUAGUUGGUUUUAUAUGAAACAUCCUAAAAUGCUAACUAGUUUCUCGAUGAGUUGCUUGAAUUCUUUCGAAACUUGCGAAAUAAUAUCAACACCGGUUUUACGAAAACGCAAUGAAAAAAAAAAAGAAAAAUUUUAUUCUAAAAUUGAACACUGAAUUAGACGGUUUUCUAGAUGACGCUCUGUACAAUCAUUUUGAAACGACCAUAUAUAAUAUAUCUAUACACCACUUAAAAGAAUAAUAAUAAUAUUUACUAAUGUAUAAAGAAAGUAAAGAUACCUUAUCUACCUUACCUCAUAAUGCAACUUAUUAUCCAAACCAAUUGAAUCUAAGUAAAAUAUAUUCACUGCGUCGUGACGCGCGCUGGCGUGGGUUCUUAUUAAUUAAUUGGUUUCUUCAAUGAACGGUUGUGAGCCCCAUUGAUGUAUCGAUGCAAAUCAAGAGUAUUUUUUGCCCCCGUUUGGUUGUUGCGAUGCGAUAAUAAGAGGAAGAUAUCUAUUUGCCACAUGCCCCUAUUUUUUACGUGUUUUUUCAAAGUUGUCUUAGAUAUCGUAGUAUUAGGUGGGAGAUGGUAGUGUCGUGUUUUGAAAGCAGAUUGUGCAAUAACUGCAAAUACGAUGAGUGAACAUCAUGAAAUUAAAACAAUAAUUCUACAAAUGUUGUAACCAGAAAUGAAUCAAAAUUUUGGCGGAGUUUAGUUGUACGUUCGUUAUUUGUGUGGUGUAAAUGGAAAUAAAACUGCAUUUUAGUCAGGAAAGUACAAAUUUAACACUAAAAGAAAUGAAUAUUUUUGAAGAGUCGUGUGAAUUACUACAAAUUAAAUUAAAGGAGUCGUUAAUUAAAAUAAAUUGAUGUAUGUAUUUUAGUGUGUUUGCAUAGAUGUUAAAAAAGUUUCAACGAUUCUGAUAUUCGGAUUUUAGUUUUUGUCGAGUUGUAUAUGCGUCGUUUAGUUUGUAAACUUUGCAGUACGUGUAACGAGAAUGUACGAUUGUAGAAUUUAGAGUAAAAUACGAUGUAAGAAGCUCUUGUUGAUUAAGUCAUAUUGUAAACGUUGCAAACAUAUCAUUUUGACGAUUUUCAUGUAUAAUUUUCUAGCAAACUUUACGGAAUUUUAAAAUAACUAAUAGCUGUCGUUGAUAGUCGUUUUUAUCGAAUUUCUAAGUCGCCAAUUACGAAUUGCUUUGAGAAGAACAGCCCGGAUUGAAGUUGACAACAACGCGCCAAUUGCAACUUAUUAAUUACCAUAUACAUAAUUAAUAUAUUGACAAGCACGUGUUUCUCCAUCAAAGAAUAUUUAAUAACAAGCAAAAAAAAACUUCCAAAAUCCAAAUUGUCGUAGAAUUUUACUUGGUUGUGUUUGGACGAUGCAGGAAUGACAAAAUUUGCGAAUAAGUUUAGAACGAAUAAGAAUUUAACAAUGCAACCAAAUUGAAACUUGGCUCUUUGAAGACACCAAAAUGAACUUUUUUGAAUUGCCGUAUAUACUGUUGACGAGUUUACAUGUAUACACAUUCACGCAAAUUUGCGUGUGAAAUGAAAUUCAAAUGAAAACAUCCAAAGAUUUUAUUGCCAUUUCUACGAUUAGCGUUUGCUAGUGGUUGCUCGCACUAGUAUGCAAAAACUAUAUACCUAAGUGUAAUUGUAAUCUCUUGAUAUUUACAAGUUUCCAUUUUACAAUUAUUACAAAUUUCUUAAGAUAACUACCGACGAAUCGUGGCAAAAAAGCAACAUUCAAACGCAUGUGCAUUAAUAUCUCGCGCUACACACAUAGAUGGAGACAAAUUGAAGAUCUUCUGCAGAUCUCCGGUAGCAAUUGUUCGAGUAGAAAGGCUGGCCUGCGCAUAUUAAAUCCGCUUGUUUUACCUAUCUAACAAUCUUGACUUUUCUAGAUUUUAAGAAACAAUUUGAAACGGAUUUUUAAAAGUUGAAAGAAAGACCGAAACAAAAGGCAUCUAAUUGAUUGAGCUGAAAGCGCUUGAUGUAAGAAUUGAUAAAGAAAUCGCGUCUAUUUACACGUUAGCCAAACAACAAGAGAUUUAAUUGGGAUUGGCGACGAAAAAACGAAUACAUGUCAAAGCGGAAGAAUAACUAAACGCUACUUACUGGUCGUCCGGUCCUUUUCUUAUCUAUUACUUUACAACUCCGACUUUAUCCUGCUAUAUUGCACAGUAAUUUUGAUUUUGGUUUUGUUACUGCUUCUCCGAAACUUAUUGUUUCUCAUUUUUUGAUAAUUUUUCAUUUUGUAUACCAUUCUUCGUAGACUUGUUGUUUACACCUUUUUUUUUCUUUCUAUAUCUUUAAAACUAAUUGUUGUUAGUUUCUUCUUUACCUUGUAAGAUAAACAAGAUGAAUCAAAAACGGGGUGUUUUCGCGGACAUUGGAAAUGAACGAACGAAACGGAAAUACUAAGCAUGAAUCGCAAAUACAAUAAACACAAUGGUUAUUCAGGGUUAUAAUUCGGAAGCCGUUUUAUUUAUUUAUCAUGAGAGCGCCUAAGAAUCGACGAGCGACGUGCACGAAUACACGCAACUUUGAUGAAGAUGAUGCGUCGCGAGACGAUUGCAAUGGCGAGUUAACGAAAUGGCUUCGGAAGAAAUGUAUUUUUGGAUGCAGUUUAUUUGGUUAUUAUUGCAUAUUACGUAUUAUAUGAUGUACUAUUAAUUGAUACGGCAUAUUUUGCAAAUUAUUCAUGUACCUAUUACUAUACUAUUACCAUUAUAUCCGAUCAUACGGACGCAACCAAAUUUAAUUGUGUGGGCGUUUUUAUUGUCUUAUUGAUAUUUAACAAUUAGAAUGAACGUUGGUUGAUUUGCGCAUUACUCCCGAGGGGGUUGGCGGAUUGACCAACGAAUGAAUACGAUGUGUACCUUAUUUCUAUAGAAUAGUAGAGUUACGAGCGUAGUAAUGAAGUGCUAAACGAAUGCGAUCUUGCAUAACUUGAAAUGAAACGAAAAUGCAAGAGUUACAAUAUUACGAUCAGAAAAUUGUGGAGAUCACAACAAAAAAAAAAGCAAAAAUUACUUUAUAAAAACACAAAAAAUUUAAUAAUAUGUAUAUGUACUGUACUGAUGACGAUUUUAUGGUUGUUACUUUGUAAGUUUUUUUGGUUUUUUAUUUAAAAUAAAUAUUUACAAUUACAAAA
Molecule: messenger RNA, 11639 nt
Organism: Dalotia coriaria
Lineage: Eukaryota; Metazoa; Arthropoda; Insecta; Coleoptera; Staphylinidae
Gene: mei-P26
Product: meiotic P26
Exons: 6
Coding region: 753-3380 (875 amino acids)
Molecular function (GO): protein binding; zinc ion binding; ubiquitin protein ligase activity
Source: RefSeq, a predicted model, not a curated record